Cooperia oncophora is the source of this 1092-nucleotide messenger RNA. The record is from the annotation of a GenBank genome assembly. NCBI's taxonomy places the organism in Eukaryota, Metazoa, Nematoda, Chromadorea, Rhabditida, Trichostrongylidae.
AUGUCCUGCUACCUUCAUUUUGCAGGAGAGUGCCAUCGAUUCUGCAUGCCUGGAACAGCGCUCGAACGGCGAAUCAUGGCGGUCACUCCACGAGAAGUACAGUUGGUAGCUCAGUCAGUUCAGAGGCGGAUCGAUUCUGCUUCAAGAAGAAAGAGAAUAAAUGAAACUUCUUGUCCAGAGCAAAAUGCAAAUGGCGGAGUACGAAAUGAAAAUGAACAUGAACGAGAACGAGAAGAUCAUGAAGCAGCUGAAAAUAUUAUUGAGUCCAAUGACGCUGAUGACAGUCACGAGAAUUUGAUAGAAAUGCAAGAAGACGACAGUGGUGCAAGUCAAGAAACUGCUCUCGAUUUCUCAUCCGAGGGCCGGGGAGAGGGAGGAGAGUUGACGGAGUUGGAGUUGGCUAUGUUGGAGGAGUAUGAGCAAAAUCGUGGUGUUAUACUGACGGAUUUCCAAAGUCUAAAGCGCGAAGAAAAUAGAAAAAGGUUAUGUCGUGAACGCGUACGAGCUAAAAUUUACACUCUGGGCCGAGCAAUGAGGAACAUUCAAUUCUCUGACUUUGAAUGUGAGCUUCUUCUUCGAUCUGAGCAAAUGUUGGAAAGUAUUGUGGAAUUGUGGAAUGCUCGAAUGGAAACCGCUUCCAAAGGAAUUCAAGAAAAACAGCCUCUGCCUCAGCUGCCCAAGCGAGAAAUGGUUUCCGAUAAGCGCGAUUUAUCAGCUCCUCGCGAUAUUGGCAAGGAGGGCGAGACAUCCUCGCAAAGAAGUGAAUCCACCUCGGAAGUGACUGCGAUGGCAGAAGCUCCUGUUGCUGCUCCGUCAGAGUCAGUCAGUAUGGAAACUGCCAAUGCAUCAGAGGAACAGCGAAAACCCAUCCAUAUUGAUACUACAUCUGAAAUCACAUCGUCUGCAACUCCAGCGGGUGCGAAAACGUCGAGGCCACCGCGACCCAGGUCUCGACGUGCUCCCCGAGCAGAGAAACAAAUAAAAGAGGAAUACCCUUCCCAUUCGCCUACACCUUCAUCUUCACCUCCAGCACAACCUGCAGUUUCCAGGCUUGGUCGCGUUAUCAAGCGAAAAAAGAUCUUAGAUGUAUGA